AUGGCUUCAAAGGAUGACAAGGCGUUCAAGUAUCGCCAGGAGAUCAGCCAGCGUAUGGCUAGAUAUCAUCUUCACCUCCAUCACUGGUAUCAAAAAAGCUACUUCGAAAACACUCUACUCGGCCCAAGAGAGACAUCUACGCCAAUGAGGAGCAGGGAGGAGCAAUCGUUUGUGAGAUGGAGAUCUCACUUCGAUCGAGAUGGAGGCGGCUGCCUCGUGAGCCAACUCGUCGGAUGCCUUGAAAUGACUCUCGGCAUCUUUGAACAAUGCACCAAACCGCUGGCCGAUGAUAGCAGCGCCGAGUCUGAGACUAUUACGAAGAAACCGAAAUACCCCAGGCGCUCUAGAGCAAAGGCGGCGGUCACUGCGCGUGUCCAGCGCCAGAGCAUGGAGCUGUUUCAGUCCGCCUUCGACCAAGUUCGUGGCAUCGUGGUCAACUCCGGCUUUAAGUCCAUCCUUGAUCUCCCGUAUGGAGAAGAGAAGAAGCAAAGGGUCACGCGUCCAGCGCCAAACAAGCCUGCUUUCGUUUUGCCUCAGCGUUUGAAUAACCAGGGGCCGUAUGGCUGGUCAGACCGUCUUACUAAUGUUGCGCGCAAGAUGAUGUACGUCUCUGGCGAGACUGCCGAACCGUCGAUUGAGACAACUAGCAUGAUUGAGGACAUUGUGCGCCAGCAAGUUAUUGAGCUGCUUGCGGCUCGCCGCGGCGCCCGAGCCAUCACGAUUAAUGACCUGAUCUUCCAAAUCCGCCACGAUCAAGCUAAAGUUUCUCGUCUGCGUACGUUCCUCUCAUGGAAAGAUGUCCGGAAGAACGUCAAGGAUUCCGACGACAAGGGAGGUGAAGCGGACCUGGGAGCUGGUGAAGAUCCCAGCGGUGGCGUGGUCCCUGGUGGCCCGGUCGACGACGCUACCAAGAAGAACAAAAAGGCCAAGGUCGGCCUGCCCUGGGAACCGUCCUCAUUCUACAGCCAGGAAGUCCCUGAGCGUGACGACGAGGAGGAUGAAGAAGAGGAGGAGAUGAACUUCAUUACCCUUCAACGUCUUCGCAAGGCCGACGAGCGCACAAAAGCCAUGACGAAGGAGGAGUAUGUGACAUGGUCCGAAUACCGUCAAGCUUCGUUCACGUACCGCAAGGGCAAAAGAUUUCGAGAGUGGGCUGGAUUUGGUAUUGUCACAGACAGCAAACCUUCUGACGAUAUCGUUGAUAUCUUGGGUUUCUUGACCUUCGAGAUGGUCCAGACCCUGACUGAGCACGCGCUCAAGGUCAAGGAGCAAGAGGAUCUAUUCAAGGCACAGAGCGGCGGUGAAAAUGCAGGAUCAAAGAAGCGCAAGGUGGCCACCGGCCUGUUCGACCCGCCGAGCGAGGGAAGAAGUCCCAUUGAGCCUCGUCACGUUCAGGAAGCCUUCAGGCGCCUUCAGCAGCGACCCAAGAAAACUCGAGCCAUGCUCAACGGAACCAGGCUUCCACAGCAUACCGCGCUCAAUAUUGUACGUUUACUCUCAAUUAAGCAGAGUAUUCCCGCUAAUCUUCUUCUAGUUCUGAAACACUUUCCUCGAUCGCAUGCCGGCUGCUGGUUCCAUGUCUUCUUCUUCUUUCAACGGUUGUGUCGACUUCACCCUAACUUCUCCUUUGGAACAAUGCAACGAUACCCACGGGUGGACAGGUGGACUUGGCGUUUUGUUUUCCCGUUAUUUUGA
Messenger RNA from Colletotrichum abscissum, 1695 nucleotides. Its product is annotated as spt3. Bases 1 to 1695 code for a protein of 564 amino acids. Lineage: Eukaryota; Fungi; Ascomycota; Sordariomycetes; Glomerellales; Glomerellaceae. The record is from RefSeq and is a predicted model, not a curated record. Gene Ontology annotation, biological process: transcription by RNA polymerase II. The transcript is spliced from 3 exons. Gene Ontology annotation, molecular function: protein heterodimerization activity; transcription coregulator activity. Gene Ontology annotation, cellular component: SAGA complex.